This is a messenger RNA of Aricia agestis (brown argus), 3164 nucleotides long. RefSeq names its product signal transducer and activator of transcription 5B (gene Stat92E). Bases 197 to 2419 code for a protein of 740 amino acids. NCBI's taxonomy places the organism in Eukaryota, Metazoa, Arthropoda, Insecta, Lepidoptera, Lycaenidae. The record is from RefSeq and is a predicted model, not a curated record. Gene Ontology annotation, biological process: regulation of transcription by RNA polymerase II; defense response; cell surface receptor signaling pathway via JAK-STAT. The transcript is spliced from 20 exons. Gene Ontology annotation, molecular function: DNA-binding transcription factor activity, RNA polymerase II-specific; RNA polymerase II cis-regulatory region sequence-specific DNA binding.
UGGAAGGUGUGUGCGGGCAGUUUUAUUUUCAGUUUUUUGCAUUUAAAACACUUUCAUUUCCUUAUUAAACAUACAUAAUAUAUUCCGUAACGUUAAAAGAAGCAUGUUAUCUAAAUCAACCGUCCUGCCAUCGAUAUUAUUUGAGUAAAACAGAUAGACAAAGGGAUAACAAACAGAAGAAAUAUUUUAGACAGCCAUGUCUCUCUGGUCGAGAGCCCAGCAGUUGCCGCCGGAGAGCUUGCAGAAGGUGCGAGCAAUCUACGGAGAGCAUUUCCCUAUUGAGGUGCGUCACUGCCUCUCAUCAUGGAUCGAGAACCGAAUUUGCACGCCGGAGCCGGAGGAGCAACAGCGCUACUUCGUGGAGGAGCUGGUGGGUGAGAUCCACGCGCACAGCGAGCUGCUGCUCUCCCCCGACAUGUUCGUCACCAAGAUGAAGCUCAUUGAGGCCGCCAAGACCUUCCGGAUCAAGUACAGUCACGCGCCGCACGAGCUGUACGCGUACAUGCGGCACUGCCUGGGGUUGGAGAUGGAGGUGAUCCAGGCCGCCAUGGGCCCGCAGUACCUGGCGCAGCCGCACACCGAGCGCAAGUACAGCGAGCUGAUCACGGGUCUGCAGACUGUCCGUCAGAAGGUGAACCUGGCGGCGGAGGAGAUCCGCACGCUGCAGGCCAACAUCGAGUCCCUCUCCCUCCAGUAUCACGAGUGCCUCAAGAACAAGGGCCACAUCAACUACCUGCAGCAGUCCGGCCCCAUCACGCCCGAGCGCCGCGAGCUGGAGGCCUGCCUCCGUCUGCAGAUAGAGGAGAUGGAGAGGAAGCUCAACGCGCUGGUGGCCCAGAUCAACCAGUCGCAGAUCGAGCUGGUGGACCGUCUGAAGGACAACAUCAGCACGCUGCGGCAGCUGCAGUCGCAGGUGCUGGACGAGGAGCUCAUCAAGUGGAAGCGCGAGCAGCAGCUCAGCGGCAACGGCGUGCCCAUGUCCGCCAACCUCAACACCAUACAGGAGUGGUGCGAGCUGCUAGCGGACCUGAUCUGGAGCACGCGCCAGCAGGUGAAGAACGUGGCGCUGGUCACCAGCAAGACCAUCAGCGAGCUGCGCCAGCCACACCUCGCAGACAUGCUCGAUGACAUGAGCAAGCAGAUUACGAGCCUGCUGUCCACGCUGGUGACGUCGACUUUCGUCAUCGAGAAGCAACCCCCGCAGGUCAUGAAGACCAACACGAGGUUCACCGCAACAGUGCGACUGUUGGUAGGCGGGCAGCUCAACGUGCACAUGACUCCGCCAAGAGUGACGGUGGUGAUAAUCUCGGAGCAGCAGGCUCAGCUGCUGCUGAAGAGCGAAACGGGCGGCGGUCGCGGCAAGCAGCCGGUGGAGUGCGGCGACAUCCUCAACAACAGCGGCUGCAUGGAGUACCAGCCCACCAGCCGCCAGCUCAGCGUCAGCUUCCGCAACAUGCAGCUGCGCAAGAUCAAGCGCGCCGAGAAGAAGGGCACGGAGAGCGUGAUGGAUGAGAAGCUCACCCUGCUGUUCCAGUCGGAGUUCAACGUGGGCGGCGGCGAGCUCGUCUUCCAGGUGUGGACGCUGUCUCUGCCGGUGGUGGUGAUAGUGCACGGCAACCAGGAGCCGCAUGGCUGGGCGACCGUCACGUGGGACAAUGCCUUCAGCCCCCCGGGACGAGUGCCCUUCGCGGUGCCAGACAAGGUGACAUGGGGCCAACUGGCGGAGACUCUCCGCAUCAAGUUCUGUUCGGCGACCGGCGGCGACCUCUCCGAGGACAACCUGCGCUUCCUCGCCGAGAAGAUAUUCAGUGUCGCCCACAGGACCAACCUGCCGCUUAACAGCCUCGAGCUGAACGGCAUGAGCGUCAGCUGGACGCAGUUCUGCAAGGACGCGCUACCCGAGCGCAACUUCACAUUCUGGGAGUGGUUCUACAUGGUCGUCAAGGUCACCCGCGACUAUCUACGCACGCUGUGGUGUGACCGGUUGAUAAUGGGCUUCAUCCAGAAGAAGCAGGCGGAGGAGAUGCUGGCCAAGUGCCCGCCGGGAACCUUCCUCCUGCGAUUCUCUGACUCCGAGCUGGGUGGCAUCACCAUCGCCUGGACCGGAGAGGGGAACGAGGUGUUCAGCCUGCAGCCGUUCACGUCGCGCGACCUGAUGCUGCGCUCGCUGGCGGACCGCAUCCUUGACCUCGCCCAGCUGCAGUUCCUCUACCCCAACGUGGCUAAAGAUGACGUCUUCUCCAAGUACUACACUAAGCCGGAGAACGAGAUGCUGAAGAACGGCUACGUGAAGCCGGUGCUGGUGACGACGCUGCCGCCCUACAUGUCGCCCUCGCCCGCCUACGCCCACUCCCCCGACUCGCACCGCAACACGCCCAGCGUGCACAGCAGCUGUGGCACGACCAUACUACAGCUGUAAGGUCUCGCGGCCAGCUGAAAACCAGUUACAGGGGACAGACGGGACGCCAUACUUUAUUUAUGUUUAGUGCAGUAUUCUAAGAGGGUUUUCUUAUCUUUUUAAAUUAAUUUAAGGAGAAUUCCUUAAGGAAUUCUCCUGAUCCCUAUUCCGUUAUUAUUUUACCAUUCGUGCGCUUAUGAACGUUAUUUUUAAGUAUCUUAUUAUGUUAUAUAUCUAAAGCCUUGUCAGGAAAAAACAUGUCAUAGAGAAGAAACAGCCUCUUGCAGGGGGAUUCACAAUUCCCGUUCGACAUGAAUUUGGAAACGAACUGUCAUUGGUCGACGCUAGGAGCGGCGCGCGUUUGUUGGCUGUUGCGUAUGAACAUUAUAAAAUCUGAAUCGAAAUUGUGAAUCAGGCCUCUGGUACUAUAUUAUAUAAUAUUUUGUCUCGUCCGUCUGUCCCUCUCCCGUUUAGUAUUAAUUGAGUGUUGACGUACUUAUUACAUAAAAUAUGUGUUUGUUGAUACUUCUGUCAUUGCAUGCGAUACCCGCGAAGCUUGUAUGUUCCAAAUAUUACAAUCGUUCUUAACGUAGUCCUAAUCGGUGUUGAGGGUUAUAUAGGUGUAAGGAAUUGUUAUUUACCGUUUUCUCUAUUACUCGUUCAUAAGUAAAUUUUUUAAAACGAAAAUCGUAAUUAUUAAUGAUACAGUUUUGUGAUUUUUUUGAUAACUUUGAAAGAUUUUUAAUACCAUGACAUUAUCGGUUAA